AUGUCUCCGCAAUGGGCAGACCAACCGCUUUCUCUUAUCCCAACUCUUCCAUUCUCUAAGGACACGUCCCACGCGGCCUAUUAUGUUGCCACCCAGAUGGCACUGGCCCACAACGGCAUCAUCCGCGGUCUGAACAGCAUCUAUCUCCAAGCCGCACAGAUACCGCGCACAGAGGCUCGAGACUUUCUGACUUACUGCCAAUGCUGGUACGAGUCUAUGCACCAUCAUCAUGACUCGGAAGAGGAGAUGUUCUUUCCGGACGUUGAGAGUAUCACGCAUAUACAGGGCCUCAUGGAAGGCAAUGUUGAACAGCACCGCGCCUUCACGCCCGGCUUCGAAGCGUUCGAAGCAUAUACCAAGAGCUGUCUUCCAGAAGAUUAUGACGGAGAGAAAGUCAGGAACUUGAUUGACGCAUUUGCAACACCACUGCAUCGGCAUUUGGUGGAUGAGAUCGAUACGCUGAAGGCUCUUGACCGAUAUGAUAGCGAGGAAAUACGAGGGGCGUAUAAAAGGUUUGAGAAAUCUGCUAUGGACACUGAUAAGGCAAGAUCCCUACUGUCUCUUCAGCAGAUUUCACAUCACUGA
Didymosphaeria variabile is the source of this 585-nucleotide messenger RNA. RefSeq lists its product as uncharacterized. Bases 1 to 585 code for a protein of 194 amino acids. The record is from RefSeq and is a predicted model, not a curated record. The transcript has 2 exons. NCBI's taxonomy places the organism in Eukaryota, Fungi, Ascomycota, Dothideomycetes, Pleosporales, Didymosphaeriaceae.